Molecule: messenger RNA, 1201 nt
Organism: Aspergillus neoniger CBS 115656
Lineage: Eukaryota; Fungi; Ascomycota; Eurotiomycetes; Eurotiales; Aspergillaceae
Product: NAD(P)-binding protein
Exons: 2
Coding region: 370-1113 (247 amino acids)
Biological process (GO): alcohol metabolic process
Molecular function (GO): alcohol dehydrogenase (NADP+) activity
Source: RefSeq, a predicted model, not a curated record
GUCUCGACAAGGACUCCGCCGACGGAAAGAUGGUCUGGCAGGAGUUUGAGCCCAAGCCGUGGGAGGAAACCGAUGUUGACAUUAAGAUCACUCACUGCGGUAUCUGCGGUUCCGAUUUGCACACUCUCCGCAGCGGCUGGGUAAGGCAUCUACCAUUAUGUAUCGGUUGAGAUACAGUUUCCAAAUCAUGGAUACUAACCGCAACAGAGACCUGCCCUGUAUCCCUGCUGCGUGGGCCACGAAAUCGUCGGCACUGCCGUGCGCGUUGGAUCCAAGGCUGUCGGUGGCAUCAAGGUUGGUGACCGCGUGGGUGUCGGCGCGCAGAGCGAUUCCUGCCUUGGUCGUCUGGGAGAUUGUCCCGAAUGUGCGAUGGGCGAUGAGCAGUAUUGCUCCAAGAAGAUCGUCGGUACCUACAACAAUGUGCACCUGAACGGCGGCAAGUCUUACGGUGGAUAUGCUCUGUACAACCGCACCCCGUCUCACUUCGUUAUCAAGAUCCCCGACAGCAUCCCUUCGGCACAGGCCGCCCCUAUGCUGUGUGGUGGUGUCACCCUGUUCAGUCCUCUGAAGCACCACAACUGUGGUCCCGGCAAGCGCGUGGGUAUCAUUGGUGUUGGUGGAUUGGGCCACUUCGGUGUGCUUUUGGCCAAGGCCAUGGGUGCUGAUAAGGUGGUUGCUAUCUCCCGCAAGACUGGCAAGGCCAAUGAUGCGCUGGCUAUGGGUGCCGAUCUAUAUGUUGCUACGGAUGAUGAGCCGGACUGGGCUACCAAAUAUGCCCGGUCUCUGGAUCUGAUUGUCUGCACUGUUUCUUCGACCAAGAUGCCCAUGACCGAGUACCUGGGCCUGCUCGCGACGGGCGGUGCCCUGGUCCAGGUCGGACUUCCUGAUGACGGUGUUCUCCUGGCCCCUGUCGGCAAGCUGCAGCGUCGUCUAAAGGCCACCAGCUCCUUUAUCGGCAGCCCCAACGAGAUCCGUGAGAUGUUCCAGCUCGUUGCCGAGAAGGGAGUCAAGGCGUGGAUUGAAGAAAUCCCGAUGAAGGACGCCAAUCAGGCCAUUGUGGACAUGCACGCGGGUAAGGCGCGGUACCGUUAUGUGCUGGUAAAUGAGCAGUGAUGUGAUGAUGGUGAUGAUUUACGAAGUAUGGAGUUGUUGGAGUUUAGUUGGAGAAGAGGACAGCGAUGUUGCACAGAGAUAGAUAGAG